GAUAAUAAUUAGUAUAAAAUCGAGCACAUGCGCUCAGCUUUCCACUACACACAGAUUCAUCUACUGAUCAGCAACCCACAGCAGCAAGAAAAUGAGGUACUUGGCCGCAUUAGCUCUCCUCGUUGUCGGCGCCAGCGCUCAAAUCGUCAGUCCAGGCCCCUGCCCGCCUGUGACCGUCCAACAGAACUUUGAUAUUCCCAACUAUAUAAACAGAUGGUACGAACAGAAGAAGUACUUCACCUUCUUUGAGCAGAAUGGAGUGUGCGUUUCUGCUACCUAUGGCCUCAAUCCUAACGGAACCGUUGAAGUCAGGAAUUACCUUAUUAAUGCAGACACCAAUCAAACUGAAAUUAUUGUUGGAAACGCCGUUGUCGACAGCGAUACUGGAGAGGCAAAGCUGCUUGUGAAUUUCCCCAGUGCAGGAACUUUCGCAGCGCCGUACUGGGUUCUGGAAACUGACUACACGAGAUACUCCAUUGUCUGGUCUUGCGCUGAGAUUGUCGGCGAAAAUGUCCAGUUCGCCUGGGUUCUUACUCGUGAAAGAUUCCCUGAUAAUGCGACACUGACCGAGGUAGAACGUGUGAUUGCUGCCAAUCAGCUUGCGGAUAAAUUUUUGAUUACUUCGCAAGACAACUGUCCAGAGGAUCCUCUCGACAUGUGAUAUUUUUCUCAAAACUUUUUAUUUUAAGAUUUACUAAAUAAAGCUUUUGCAAUAUACA
Molecule: messenger RNA, 719 nt
Organism: Cloeon dipterum
Lineage: Eukaryota; Metazoa; Arthropoda; Insecta; Ephemeroptera; Baetidae
Product: apolipoprotein D-like
Exons: 6
Coding region: 92-661 (189 amino acids)
Biological process (GO): lipid metabolic process; response to reactive oxygen species
Cellular component (GO): cytoplasm
Molecular function (GO): pigment binding
Source: RefSeq, a predicted model, not a curated record